This is a messenger RNA of Metopolophium dirhodum (rose-grain aphid), 551 nucleotides long. RefSeq names its product histone H2A-like. The record is from RefSeq and is a predicted model, not a curated record. Gene Ontology annotation, molecular function: DNA binding; protein heterodimerization activity; structural constituent of chromatin. Gene Ontology annotation, cellular component: nucleosome. The transcript has a single exon. Lineage: Eukaryota; Metazoa; Arthropoda; Insecta; Hemiptera; Aphididae. Bases 128 to 505 code for a protein of 125 amino acids.
UCCACUAGUAGAGGCACAAGCCUGGAAUAGUAAACGGCAUAGCCAUCCCUUUCAAAGCAAAGCAAAGCAAUCGCACAUCAGUCUCAUUUAGUAUCGAAUCUGAACCAUUCCAAGCACAAUUACAAUCAUGAGCGGACGCGGCAAAGCAGGAAAAUCGAAGGGAGGCAAAUCCAAGACCAGGUCGUCCCGCGCCGGACUCCAGUUCCCGGUCGGUCGUAUCCAUCGUCUGUUGAGAAAAGGAAACUACGCCGAACGUGUCGGAGCCGGAGCACCGGUAUACCUGGCCGCCGUCAUGGAGUACUUGGCAGCUGAAGUUUUGGAGUUGGCCGGUAACGCCGCCCGUGACAACAAGAAGUCUCGUAUCAUCCCCAGACAUUUGCAAUUGGCCAUCAGGAACGACGAGGAGUUGAACAAAUUGUUGUCCGGAGUAACCAUCGCUCAAGGCGGUGUGUUGCCCAACAUCCAAGCCGUGCUCUUGCCCAAGAAGACCGAGAAGAAGGCCUAACUUUGCUACCUUACCCUACAAACACAGUUUAAAACGGCCCUUUUCA